GAGAUUGUAACUUGUUCUAUCAUUCCAUACGCUACCUUGGAGAGAUCGGCUCCCCCCCAAUUAACUCAUAGUGUCGACAUGGGUUGCCAGGAAGAGCCUUUGGUUCAAAAAGUCUGCGAUUUGUAUUUGCAAAUCUCAAGCCUUGAGAGUCUCAAACCCUCCAAAGAUGUCAACAUGAUCUUCACCCAACUUGUGCUCACAUGCAUGCCAUCAAGCCCUAUUGAUGUAACCAAGCUGUGCAAAAGGGUGCAAGAAACGAGGUCAAAGCUGAUUAUGCUCUGUGGGGAGGCUGAGGGACUUUUGGAGAGCCAUUUCUCAACCAUCUUGGGCUCAUAUGAAAACCCACUUGACCAUCUCACUAUUUUUCCUUACUAUUCUAAUUACCUCAAGCUUAGCCUCCUUGAGUUCACCAUCCUUAGCCAACACUGCGCCCAUGUCCCUAGCAAAAUUGCCUUUGUGGGCUCUGGUCCCCUUCCGCUUACCUCAAUUGUUUUGGCCUCCAAUCACCUCAUAGAUACCACCUUUCACAAUUAUGAUAUUGACCCAUUAGCCAAUUCAAUGGCUGUUGCCUUAGUUUCAUCUGAUCCUGACUUAUCCAAAAGAAUGUUCUUCCAUACUAAUGAUAUAAUGAAUGUAACAAAUGCUUUAAAAGACUAUGAGGUUGUUUUCUUGGCAGCUCUUGUGGGGAUGGACAAGGAGGACAAGGUUAAAGUCAUCGAUCAUUUGGCUAAGUACAUGGCUCCGGGAGCUUUUUUGAUGCUGAGGAGCGCGCACGGUGCUCGGGCUUUUCUCUAUCCGGUGGUUGAUCCUUGUGAUCUUCGUGGAUUUGAUGUUCUUUCAGUUUUUCAUCCCACUGAUGAGGUUAUUAAUUCUGUUGUCAUUGCUCGUAAGAAUAUUGUUCUUGGCCCCAUGAUACUGCCUACCAAGUGUUCUGAAAUCCAAGCCUUCGAUCCCUUCAACCAUGGGAACAUGAUUGAGGAAUUGGCCAUUGAGGAGCAACUCUCGUAAACUCUGUCUUUCCUUCUCCAACAUGUCUGGACUCGAUCAGUCAUGUAAUGCUUUUUUCAUAUGUCACUGCGUGUUUAACUUGUUUAUCCCCCCCUCCCUUGGAAACAUGUUUUCAUUUUGUGUUGUUGCAUCUUCAAAUAAAAAGGGUCGUUUCAAUU
Messenger RNA from Alnus glutinosa, 1166 nucleotides. RefSeq names its product nicotianamine synthase-like. Gene Ontology annotation, biological process: nicotianamine biosynthetic process. NCBI's taxonomy places the organism in Eukaryota, Viridiplantae, Streptophyta, Magnoliopsida, Fagales, Betulaceae. The record is from RefSeq and is a predicted model, not a curated record. Bases 79 to 1008 code for a protein of 309 amino acids. The transcript has a single exon. Gene Ontology annotation, molecular function: nicotianamine synthase activity.